This is a messenger RNA of Suillus discolor, 335 nucleotides long. RefSeq lists its product as uncharacterized. The record is from RefSeq and is a predicted model, not a curated record. Lineage: Eukaryota; Fungi; Basidiomycota; Agaricomycetes; Boletales; Suillaceae. The annotation marks the transcript as partial. The transcript has a single exon.
GAUUUAUUCCAGCCUUCAGGCCAUAUCACAUCCUCACUCACAAUGCAUUUCUCCUUUGCAAUUUUCCUCAUCGUCGUAGCUCAGAUGGCGUCAUCAAGCUCUGCCACGCCCAUUCAGGGUGAGAAUCCUGCGAGCAACGAUUGUCCCGUCUUUUGUGCCCGCAAACGCCAAUGCCACUUCUGUGAAGGGAAGAAUUGCGUGAGUUAUAGUGGUUUGUGUCCCGGAUUUAACCAUGACUCAUCGACACGGCAGUUGCUUAUAUGUAUUGUGAGUAGUGUUUCUGCUUUCAGCACCGGUGCAGUAUGGUUCAUGACACUGACGCGCGAGUCACUAGU